Syzygium oleosum is the source of this 2230-nucleotide messenger RNA. RefSeq names its product scarecrow-like protein 1. NCBI's taxonomy places the organism in Eukaryota, Viridiplantae, Streptophyta, Magnoliopsida, Myrtales, Myrtaceae. The record is from RefSeq and is a predicted model, not a curated record. Gene Ontology annotation, biological process: regulation of DNA-templated transcription. Gene Ontology annotation, cellular component: nucleus. The coding region runs from base 398 to 2017 and encodes 539 amino acids. Gene Ontology annotation, molecular function: sequence-specific DNA binding; DNA-binding transcription factor activity. The transcript is spliced from 3 exons.
AAAGGCGAAUGUUAGGAACAUAGCAUGAUCACCAGGGGCAGGCCCACUCGCUGCUUUUCUUGCUGCGAAAGCGUGUCAAGAUAGUCAGACAAGUUUGGUGCGAACUUUCAAGAUUUUUAAAGAGAGAGAGAGAGAGAGAGAGAGGCAGAGAUACCAAGAAAAGCAAAGCCAACUCGCAGAUGGGAAGGUUCUGUUGAAUGAAAAAUAUCCGGGGACAGGUUUCAGCUGGGAAUUGCAGAGUUUGGAGUGUAGUGAUCUUGUGGACUUGUUUCUCUGCUCAGGUACUACAUGGGAGAUUUGAAGGAGACAGAAACAGUGACACCUUAUAAAUUUGGCUGACAUUAAUCCUCGGGAUCAGUUUCAACCACAGAGAUACUUGUAUUGAAGGGACAGAUUCAUGUCUUUAAUUAGGUCCGCAGAGUUAUCCGCUACUCCCUAUGCAAGUUCGGAAAUGUUAGGCUCCAAAAAGCACCAGAUGAUGUAUGUUUCCGAAUCCUACAGUGGAGAGGAUUAUGACCCUAAGUAUUUCAUCGACUCUCCAUCUGAAGAUACGAUUAACCCAUCCAGCUAUGGUGUUUCAAGAAAUUUAUAUCACACCCGGGGAUCCUCCAUUAAUACUGAAAACCCAUUUAGCACUUCGGAAUCAGAACUCAUGGAUGGUCAAAGUCUGGAUUGUGUAGAAUGCGAUGAAGAUAAAAUGAGGUUGAAGCUUCAAGAGCUUGAAAGGGCACUGCUCGAUGAUGGUGGUGAUGAAGAGGAGGAUGACAUGUAUGUUGAUGGUCAAUGGGUUGACCAAGUUCAGAUCACUUCACAUGACUCCCCCAAAGCAUCCUCGUCGUCUGAUUCCAACCUCAGCAGCAUUAGCACCAACAGAGAAGUAUCACAGCCGCCAUCACGCACCCCGAAACAGUUGCUUUUUGAUUGUGCUACUGCAAUUUCUGAAGGAAACGUCAGAGAAGCGUCCAUUAUCAUAGAUAAGGUGCGACAGAUUGUUUCCAUUCAAGGGGACCCACCUCAGAGAAUCGCGGCCUACAUGGUGGAAGGGCUCGCUGCUCGGAUGGGUGCUUCUGGAAAAUUUCUUUACAAAGCCUUAAAAUGCAAAGAGCCCCCAUCUUCUGACCGGCUUGCAGCUAUGCAAAUUUUGUUUGAAGUUUGUCCGUGUUUUAGAUUUGGGUUCAUGGCAGCAAAUGGAGCGAUUAUAGAAGCAUUUAAGGGUGAAAAAAGGGUUCAUAUAGUUGACUUUGACAUAAACCAAGGGAGUCAAUACAUCACUCUCAUACAGACACUUGCAACUCUACCAGGUCAACCGCCUCACCUGAGGUUGACAGGGGUGGAUGAUCCGGAGUCGGUCCAGCGCCCUGUUGGGGGCUUGAAACAUAUUGGCCAAAGGCUUGUAAAAUUGGCAGAAGCCCUUAACGUACCAUUUAAGUUCAGAGCAGUAGCUUCAAGGACGCCUCUCGUCACCCCGGCCAUGCUAGACCCACAACCCAGAGAAGCACUAGUUGUGAACUUUGCUUUUCAGCUCCACCACAUGCCCGAUGAGAGUGUUUCCACUAUCAAUGAGCGGGACCAGCUUCUCCGCAUGGUUAAGAGCUUAAAUCCAAAGCUCAUAACUGUUGUUGAGCAAAAUAUGAACACAAACACUGCUCCCUUCUUAGCGAGAUUCGGGGAGGCCUAUAGUUACUACUCUGCAGUCUUUGAUUCUCUUGAUGCCACUUUGCCUAGGGAGAGCCAGGACAGGAUAAAUGUGGAACGCCAGUGUUUAGCGCGUGAUAUUAUUAACAUCGUGGCAUGCGAGGGCGAGGAGAGGAUAGAGAGAUAUGAAGUUGCAGGGAAGUGGAGAGCGAGAAUGAUGAUGGCUGGAUUUACUUCAUGUCCAAUGAGCGAAAGCGUCACGGAAUCUAUCAUCAACCUCAUUAGGCAGUAUUCCGAGAGGUAUAAGAUAAAAGAUGAUAUGGGUGCACUUCAUUUUGGAUGGGAAGAUAAGAGCUUGAUCGUUGCUUCAGCAUGGAGGUGAAAUAAUCUUUAUUCAUCUAACUACUGAUAGAUUAGGAACCCAAGUGGCUGGAUGAUAAAUAUUUAUGCUUACGUGUAAUGUAACUUUCCACUUCUUUGUUUCGGGAUCCGAUGCACCUGAUACGUGAAUUUAUUUGAUUAAAUCUGUCUUGUAAUACGUUUUCUGACUAAAACUUGAAAGGCGAUUUAGUAUGCGAAGCUCCUUAUUUCGGCA